GGGCGGGGGGGGGGGGAAGGAGGCAGCGCCGCGUCCUCCCUCCGUGAGGCGGCUGCGGGGGGCAGGUAGAGCAGGUAGAGCAUCAGCCGCGCCCGCCCAGGGCGUGAGCCUUCCUCCGCCCGAGCCGCCCGCCUGGGCGCGUCACGGGCGGCCGGGGCGGCCCCCUGGCAGCGCCGUCGCCUCACUCAGGGGCCGUGGAGUCUCCGGCCGCAUCGCCGCCGAACGAAGGCGCAUCCGUCCCCGCAGCCGAGGCGGGGCUGGGCACGGCGGAGGGGUGACCCCGGGAGGCGGUGGGGAGGGAAGCCGCCGGGCCGCGGCGGGGACCAGCUCCGGCUCCGCGAGCAUCGCCUGUGGCGGCGUGCGUUUCCUUAAGGUGCGGUGGGGGAGAUCGGCGAUUUUUAAGACGACGUUUUAUAUUGAUUUUUGGGGGGCGUUUUUGGAACCUCUCUCUGGGCUCCUGUGGCAGCCCAGCGAGGGGAGGCUUGUCCCUCUACAGGGUUUGGUGGAGCUCCUUGUUUUUUCAUUGUGAUCUCCCUCCCUUCCAUCGCAAAGGAAGUGUUUGCAUUUCUGUACGUACAUUUAUUCGUAACUCGCGCAAAACCCCCUUUUGGGCAGCAUCCGUCGACGGGAAAGCUUUGGAGGAAGCAACCAGGAACAGUGACCAGUCACCUCACGAUGUGGACCUUUCUGGGUAUCGCCUCCUUCAUCUACGUGUAUAAAAAGUGUGGAGACCUCAUGACUUACGCUAAUAAGGAGGUGCUACUCUCCGUGUUAGUGUUUUUCUCCCUCGGCUUGCUGCUGUCGUACAGGUACCAUUUCAGGGGGCCCAAGCAGCAGCAGCAGCAGCAGCGGAAGAAGACCCAGCUGGGGAUGCUCUCUGACGUUCUCUCAACUUUACCACUUGUUGGCUUCUUCUGGGCCAAACCCACCCCAGGAUCUCAACAAGUUGAACAGCCCAAAUCCAGAAAGGGUAAAAGAGAAGUAAACUUCCCAGAUGUAUAUCUGACAGAGACUGCUCCAAAUGCAAUAUUAUCACCUCAAUACAAUCCAGAAAUUAUCAUUGUGGGAUCAGGCGUCCUUGGUUCUUCCUUGGCCGCAGUGCUCUCGAGGGAUGGAAGAAAGGUGACUGUGAUAGAGAGGGAUCUGAAAGAACCUGACAGGAUAGUUGGAGAAUUGUUGCAACCUGGAGGUUUUAAUGCACUUAAAGAGUUAGGUCUUGAAGAUACAGUAGAAGGUAUUGAUUCACAAACAGUAAAUGGUUACAUAAUUCAUGACAUGGAGAGCAACUCGGAGGUUGAAAUUCCUUAUCCAAUGUCUGAGGAUGGCCGUGUGGCAAGUGGAAGAUCUUUUCAUCAUGGCCAGUUCAUCAUGGGUCUCCGAAGGGCAGCUAUGGCAGAGCCCAAUGCAAAAUUCAUUGAGGGGACUGUGUUACAGUUGCUUGAGGAAGAUGACUGUGUCGUGGGUGUUCAGUACAGGGACAAAGAAACUGGAGACACUAAGGAACUUCAUGCACCACUUACUGUUGUAGCUGAUGGACUUUUCUCCAAGUUUAGAAAAAACUUGGUCUCCAACAAAGUUACUGUUUCAUCCCAUUUUGUUGGUUGCAUUUUGAAGGAUGCACCACAGUUUAAAGCUAAUUAUGCUGAACUUGUUUUAGCUAAAACUAGUCCAGUGCUAAUCUAUCAGAUUUCUUCAACUGAGACUCGGGUCCUUGUUGAUAUUCGAGGGGAAAUGCCAAAAAAUUUAAAAGAAUACAUGAUUGAAAAUGUUCAUCCACAACUACCUGAUCACUUAAAGGAACCAUUCUUAAUAGCAGUUCAGAAUGAUCGUUUAAGGACUAUGCCAGCCAGCUUCUUGCCUCCUUCAGCUGUAAACAAAAAAGGUGUUCUUCUUUUAGGUGAUGCAUAUAAUAUAAGACACCCUCUAACUGGUGGAGGAAUGAGUGUUAUUUUAAACGAUGUUAAAAUAUGGAGAAGUUUGCUCCAGGAUAUUCCAGACCUUUAUGAAGAUUCUGAUGUUCUUAAGGCAAAAAGAACAUUUUACUGGUCAAGAAAAAAAUCUCAUUCUUUUGUAGUGAAUGUUCUUGCCCAGGCACUUUAUGAACUCUUUGCUGCCACAGAUGAUUCCUUGCACCAGCUAAAGAAAGCCUGUUUCCAUUACUUCAGACUUGGUGGAAAAUGCGUCUCGGGUCCUGUUGGAUUGCUAUCUGUGUUAUCUCCUAAACCAAUGAUACUGAUUGGCCACUUCUUUGCUGUGGCAUUAUACGCUGUUUAUUUUUGCUUUAAGACCGAAUCCUGGAUCACCACGCCUCGAGCAUUUUUCAGUAGUGGAGCUAUUCUUUACCGGAGUUGCUCUAUAAUAUUUCCACUUAUUUACUCUGAAAUGAAGUAUUUAGUCUAUUAAAAUCCAGGGGGAAAUGACUGGAGGAAGAAAACAUGAAAAUCACGAUGCCUUCAAAAUCUUUGGACAUGUACUAUUUAAUAUUGUGUUUUCUUCUCUUCGAAAUGCGAUUUCCUUGAUAAGGAUUUGACUUAAUUUUGGUUUUGUGGUUAUAUACAUAUAUAUUAUAUGUAAAUUUUCUUUUCUUUAAAAUUAAAGUUCAAAAAGGAGUUAGCUGUUUACAAGGACUAUAAUUAAGUGUUGACAUGUGGUAGAUAAUUGCCAGUUUUGUCAGAAUUUCAUUCCUUGCUUUAUCCAUUGCCAAGUGCUCCACUAAUAUUAAUAAACUGAAAAGUGAAAACUGUAAA
This is a messenger RNA of Harpia harpyja (harpy eagle), 2747 nucleotides long. RefSeq names its product squalene epoxidase (gene SQLE). Gene Ontology annotation, cellular component: membrane; endoplasmic reticulum. Gene Ontology annotation, biological process: cholesterol metabolic process; sterol biosynthetic process. The transcript is spliced from 11 exons. Gene Ontology annotation, molecular function: squalene monooxygenase activity; flavin adenine dinucleotide binding. NCBI's taxonomy places the organism in Eukaryota, Metazoa, Chordata, Aves, Accipitriformes, Accipitridae. Bases 676 to 2403 code for a protein of 575 amino acids. The record is from RefSeq and is a predicted model, not a curated record.